This is a messenger RNA of Daucus carota subsp. sativus, 2166 nucleotides long. RefSeq lists its product as uncharacterized. The coding region runs from base 391 to 1923 and encodes 510 amino acids. Gene Ontology annotation, molecular function: acetylglucosaminyltransferase activity. Lineage: Eukaryota; Viridiplantae; Streptophyta; Magnoliopsida; Apiales; Apiaceae. The record is from RefSeq and is a predicted model, not a curated record. The transcript has 3 exons.
GAAACUUUUGCUAUCAAAGGUUGUGUACUUGUGUAAAACACAUCUACACGAGCGUAUCGUCAGGUGUGGAAGUAAUCAUCGUGAUUUGGAAGAGCUGAGCUGAUGCAAAGCUAAGCUAAGUUUUGUUCUAAUUGAGGGGAGUGUGCAAUUUUGGUGAUUACAUGCUCUCCUUGUACCCCAUUUUUAUACCCAUGACUAAAUUUAAUUUUCAUCAAUAUCUCUAAAUCUUCUGUCCACAUCCACUUUUUCUCCUCAUUUAUUAGUACUACCCAGCUCCAGAUCUGAUGGGUUUUCACCUAUAUCUGCUGAAAGUGAGUAAAGAUUCAAUCUUUAUGUGUAAACACUGAAAAACCCUUUUGUCAUAUGUUUAUUUAGUUUUGGGUUUUUAGUAUGAUGAAAGUUUCUCAAAAAGAUACAGAGAAAUUUGUCUGGGAUCAUAUGAGGAACACUCCAGGGACACCUAUGUCUGUGACUCAAUCACAGACUAGAGCUUUGCCAAAGCUGUUGGUUUGGUUAAUAGUGUUUGUUACAGCUACUUAUAUUGUUUAUACUCUUAAGCUUGUGAUUAAUUCUCCUUCUUGUGAUGAUGAGAUUUUUCCUGCAAUUAGUCAUACAAGUAUUUCUCUUCACACGUCGAAAGAUGGGAAUUUUAGUUCAUUGCCUGAAAAUCAAGAUUUGUUCAGGGAAACUGAGGUGAAGGAUAUAGUGUUCGGCAUUGCUGCUUCGGCAAAAUUGUGGGGAAAGCGGAAGAAUUAUAUUAAGCUGUGGUGGAAGCCUGGGAAAAUGAGGGGAAUUGUUUGGUUGGAUAAUGCGGUGAAGUCUAAGGAAGAGGAGGGGUUGCCCCCUCUGAGAAUCUCCGGGAAUACGUCUCGGUUUGCUUACAAGAAUAGGCAAGGCCACCGGUCUGCUAUUCGAAUAUCGAGGAUAGUUUCGGAGACGCUGCGAUUGGGGAUGGAAAAUGUGAGAUGGUUUGUGAUGGGAGAUGAUGAUACAGUUUUUGUAACUGAAAACUUGGUGAGAAUAUUGAAUAAGUAUGAUCAUAACCAGUAUUAUUAUAUUGGGAGUUUAUCUGAGAGUCAUUUGCAAAAUAUAUUUUUUUCGUAUGGGAUGGCUUAUGGGGGUGGCGGUUUUGCUAUUAGUUAUCCAUUAGCAAAGGCUCUUGAGAAAAUGCAGGACAAAUGUAUUCAGAGAUAUCCGGGAUUGUAUGGCUCUGAUGAUAGAAUGCAGGCUUGUAUGGCUGAACUUGGUGUCCCACUCACUAAAGAAACCGGCUUUCACCAGUAUGAUGUUUAUGGUAAUUUAUUUGGACUUCUUGCGGCACAUCCAGUGACACCAUUGGUGUCCUUGCAUCACCUUGAUGUGGUGGAGCCCAUAUUUCCCAAUGUUACACGGGUGGAAGCUUUAAAGAGAUUGACAAUACCGAUGAAGCUGGAUUCAGCAGGUCUCAUACAACAAUCCAUUUGUUAUGAAAAAAAGAAGACUUGGACCAUUUCAGUAUCAUGGGGAUUUGCCAUUCAAAUAUUGCGGGGUGUCCUAUCACCACGUGAGAUAGAAAUGCCUUCAAGGACAUUCUUAAAUUGGUACAGAAGAGCAGAUUACACUGCCUAUGCUUUCAACACGCGUCCUGUUGCUCGAAAUCCCUGUCAGAGACCCUUUGUGUUUUACUUGUCAAGGGCGAGAUUUGAUUCUAUCACUAACCAAACAGUGACUGUAUAUGAUCGACACCGAGUCCCUCAUCCUGCAUGCAAGUGGAAUUUGACAUCUCCUGCCGAAAUAGAUAGAAUAGUGGUUUACAAGAAACCUGAUCCGCAUCUAUGGGACAGGUCCCCAAGGAGAAACUGUUGUCGGAUUUUAGAGUCGAAGAAGAAAAGCAUGGUUUUGGAUGUCGGCGUAUGCAGGGAAGGGGAGAUUACUGAAAUAUAAGGAUUGUCCAUCGAACAAGUUCCCUUCUUCUCAGGUGUAAUUUACUAUGUUGAAUUAAGUUCUUGGCUUUAUUUCUUGAUUUGUUAAUCUUCACACCCUUGAAAAUUUCCAGGCUAUGGUCUUCCUUGGGCCACUGAUAGUAUUUAGGCAUUAGAGGAAGAGACUAUUAAUGUUAAAAAAUUUAGAACAUAAUGUAACGCAUAUAGUGUUCAAUUCUAUUGCAGCGGGUAAUCCUUGAUCAAA